GUCGCACGCGUGAGGCUUCUCCGCCGCCGAGAUGCGCUACGUUGCCUCCUACCUGCUGGCCGCCCUCGGGGGCAACGCCUCCCCCAGUGCCAAGGACAUCAAGAAGAUUCUGGACAGCGUGGGCAUCGAGGCGGAUGACGACCGGCUCAACAAGGUCAUCAGUGAGCUGAACGGAAAAAACAUUGAAGACGUCAUCGCCCAGGGUAUUGGCAAGCUGGCCAGUGUACCUGCUGGUGGGGCUGUCACCGUCUCUGCCGCCCCAGGGUCUGCAGCUCCUGCUGCUGGCGCUGCCCCCGCUGCAGCAGAGGAAAAGAAAGACGAGAAGAAGGAGGAGUCGGAGGAGUCAGACGACGACAUGGGAUUCGGCUUGUUCGAUUAGGUUCCUGCUGACCCC
This is a messenger RNA of Ailuropoda melanoleuca (giant panda), 394 nucleotides long. It is a transcript of the gene RPLP2, whose product is annotated as ribosomal protein lateral stalk subunit P2. Gene Ontology annotation, molecular function: structural constituent of ribosome. NCBI's taxonomy places the organism in Eukaryota, Metazoa, Chordata, Mammalia, Carnivora, Ursidae. The record is from RefSeq and is marked provisional. Gene Ontology annotation, biological process: cytoplasmic translational elongation. Gene Ontology annotation, cellular component: cytosolic large ribosomal subunit; ribosome.